AUGUCCAACAGAAUUAAAAAAGCAAAGAGUCCUUAAAUUAAUAACUAAUCAAACAUAGAUAAAGAUUUAAUGAAAUAUCACAUUUUAUAAAAGAUCAACAAACCUUAAGGUCCUGUGCAAUAAAUCAUUAAAACCUAGCCUGAUGAAGAUUCGGAACCUGAGGAUUUUAAAUAAGAAAUUGAAUUUAAGUACUAACAAAAUCAUUUGGUAGAUAUAACAAUUGCUAAAUUAAUCAUACAUUUUUAUUCCCUAAAGAAGAUUAUGAAUCAUCAUCUGAUAAUUCUCUUUAAUCUCUAAAAGAUACUACAAUUUAUAAUCUUAAUUGUAAUAACAUAGAGCGUUUGACAGAUGCCACAUCUCCACUUUUUAUUAAGGCUUUAAAUGAAAAACUAUUGAAAUUAGUUGAAUCAUUAGAAGAAAAUAAAUAUAAAAAUACCAAUCAAAAAUUUAAUGAUCCAUCUCCAAAAUAAAAAAAGUUUUUAUUCUCCUCUAUAAUUUAGUUAAUAAAAUAAACAUAUUUAAAAUCUAACUAGUACUUCUAUUGGAAGAUUAGUUGAUAAUUAUAUUAUUAAUUUGAAUACUAUGAGUUAAAAUGCAAAUCAAAAUCGAGAUAGUGUAACUCAUAAAAAUUAAAAAAAUUUAUAUUUUAAGGCUACUCCCUCUAUUUCAUCUGAAAAAAAGAAGUAAACUCAAUAGAUCAUGCAAAUCUUAAAAAUUGCUUAAUAACGUAAAAUUAAUGAAAAUAAUAAUAAGUAUAUAAAAUUAAAAAAAUUUUAGUACUGCUUUUAAUAAAAGAACCACAUAAAUCAAUAAUUAUUCCUUUAAUAAUACAUAGAAUAUAUUUUUUAAUGGAAAAAGAAAUGGUGAAAAUAUCAGAAUUCCAACUGAUUCAAAUGAAUUUGAAGGAACACUAUAAAAAUUUUAAAUAAUUCCUAAAUCAAGGUAAUCAAUUAUAAUUAUAUUCAAGAUCUAAAGUUAGAGAUCAUAUAACAAAAUUUAAGAAAAUUGAGAGUUCGUAAGACUGCAAGAUUCUUAAUUAUACUAUGGAUAAUCAUAUAUUUGAAUAAUUAGGUGUAGCCAGAAAUGCCAAGAGUCAAAAUAGAAGUUAUAAAGUUUGA
Paramecium sonneborni is the source of this 1118-nucleotide messenger RNA. Lineage: Eukaryota; Ciliophora; Oligohymenophorea; Peniculida; Parameciidae. The record is from the annotation of a GenBank genome assembly.